Messenger RNA from Topomyia yanbarensis, 1691 nucleotides. It is a transcript of the gene Nfs1, whose product is annotated as cysteine desulfurase, mitochondrial. Gene Ontology annotation, cellular component: mitochondrion; cytosol; nucleus. The record is from RefSeq and is a predicted model, not a curated record. NCBI's taxonomy places the organism in Eukaryota, Metazoa, Arthropoda, Insecta, Diptera, Culicidae. Gene Ontology annotation, molecular function: cysteine desulfurase activity; pyridoxal phosphate binding. The transcript is spliced from 3 exons. Gene Ontology annotation, biological process: [2Fe-2S] cluster assembly. Bases 163 to 1506 code for a protein of 447 amino acids.
UCUUUGACAGCCGCAUUUUAAGACGUGUAAAUAAAAAUAAAACUCAUUGUUGUGGCCACUAUUCCACUAUAGUGAAACGAGCGAAUUACCGAAAAUCACAAUUGUUUCAUCGAAAUUGGCAGAUAUUACUUCACAAAAUAGUUGGUGAAGCCAGUUCAAAACAUGUUAACUAUUUCGCAUAGGGUUGGUGCAGUAGUUUCACGACAAAUUUUGCGUUGUACUGCCGUCUAUGCUGGUGGAGAAAAACGAGGACUCAGUUCUGAGAAAAAGUUCAAUAUCAGAGAUGAGGUACUCGAUGGCAGACCCCUAUAUUUGGAUGCACAGGCGACCACUUCAUUGGAUCCCCGUGUACUAGACGCAAUGAUUCCCUAUUUGACGUCCUAUUAUGGCAAUCCACAUUCCCGUACCCAUGCCUACGGCUGGGAGUCGGAGGGUGCCAUGGAGAAAGCUCGUGCACAGGUGGCUAGCUUGAUUGGAGCCGACACAAAGGAAAUCAUUUUUACUUCCGGGGCUACCGAAUCUAACAACAUUUCUGUGAAAGGGGUGGCGAGAUUUUAUGGAUCUAAAAAGAAGCACAUCAUCACAACUCAAACGGAACACAAAUGCGUUCUGGACUCGUGUCGAGCCUUAGAGGGAGAAGGUUUUCGAGUGACCUACCUACCAGUGCAGCAGAAUGGGCUCAUCGAUCUGCAAGAUUUAGACAAGGCUAUAACUGAUGACACUUCCCUCGUAUCGAUAAUGACAGUGAACAAUGAGAUAGGAGUCAUGCAACCUAUCGCCGAGAUCGGAAGAUUAUGCAAAUCGAAAAAAGUGUUCUUUCACACUGAUGCUGCUCAAGCAAUCGGAAAGGUCCCGAUUGAUGUGAACAAAAUGAAUAUCGAUUUGAUGUCAAUUUCUGGCCACAAAGUAUAUGGUCCUAAAGGAGUCGGUGCACUAUAUCUGAGGCGCCGACCUCGAGUUCGUAUUGAACCCAUUCAAAGUGGUGGCGGCCAGGAACGAGGUAUUCGAAGUGGAACCGUCCCUACACCGUUGGCGGUAGGAAUUGGAGCUGCAUGUGAGAUCGCCAGUCGCGAAAUGGAAUACGACCACAAAUGGGUGGAGUUUCUGUCGCAACGGUUGAUGGACAGAAUCUUUUCUGCGCUGCCACAAGUGAUUCGCAACGGAGAUCCGGUGCACACGUAUCCGGGCUGUAUUAAUCUGUCUUUUGCCUACGUUGAGGGUGAAUCUCUACUGAUGGCGCUGAAGGACGUGGCUCUUUCGAGUGGAUCCGCGUGUACAUCAGCAUCUCUAGAACCGUCGUAUGUUUUACGAGCGAUUGGUGCCGACGAAGAUCUUGCGCACAGUUCGAUUCGUUUCGGAAUUGGACGGUUUACUACGAUCGAAGAAAUUGAUUAUACCGCGGAUAAGUGUAUAAAACAUGCGACCAGACUGCGCGAGAUGUCUCCGUUGUGGGAAAUGGUGCAGGAAGGUAUCGACAUUAAAACGAUUCAAUGGUCGCAGCAUUAAGGUCGGUGAUUGUUUGGUAAGAUUUAUGAAGCCAGAUUCGGUUAUGUUCGGUAUUUCCCAUAUUUUAAUACGCUAGCAGGCCGUAGUAAUGUUAUUCAUUUUUAGUUGUCCCGUUGCAAAAAUGUAUCAGCCUUUGUAACUAAACGUGGCAAUAAAGAAGUUGAAAUUAAGAUGUAGAAACGGCA